AUGAAGGCUAGAUUCUUAAUUUUUUGUCUGUUUCUUUGUAUUUUGGAGUUAAUUUCUUCAGUUUCCUCUUCUCCAACUUCAAGCACCAAUUCAUCUACAUGUCCCAUGGAUCUUGGUUAUGUACUGAGAAUCCCAUGGUCGAUUUCUGAUUGCAAAACCCCACCAAAUCCUAAUUCAACCCAGCAGAUUUCUCCUACUUCCGGCGAUCCCACCGCCGGAAAACGCCAGUGCUGCCAAACCCUCCUCUCCCUUUAUGGCUUAGGACUGUCACAGCAUCUUAAAGAGACUUCUCUUUUUCAACUGCCCAAUUUGCCAACUUCCGUUUCUUGCCUUGAAGAUUUCCAAUCCAAGUUGAACUCUCUUUUUCUCCCACAAAAUCUCACAUCCAUUUGCUUUGAUCCAUUGCAAUUUGUGAUAACUCCCAAUAUAUGCGCCUCCAUUGAGUCCACCGAAGAUUGGAGCAAGAAGCUUGGUCCCUUCACUAUACUGGACUCUGCUUGUAAGCCAGACCUCACUGAUCUUACUCAGUGCGAUGCUUGUCUGGCUGCCGGUUUACGGGUUCAGACCGAUUUGAUUGCAGUUGAUGGUAAUAAGUCCCAUUCCACUGAAUGCUUUUACUUUGCAGUCCUAUAUGCUGCUGGCAUUGUCAAUGAAUUUGGGCCUGAAAGCACUGGUGCUUUGACUUGUAUCUUUGGUCUUUCGAUUGAUUCGGAUAAGGGUUCUUCAAGUAAACGGCAUUUGGCUCUUGUCUUUGGACUAACUGGGGCCGGUGUGGCGAUUUUGCUGAUGUCUUGUUUGCUGGGAAUGUACUUAUGGUGGAACAGAAGACGGAUGGAAAAACACGAUGGAAUUAAUUCGGGAGAAGAAGAAAUGGAAUCUAGGUCAAGAAAGAGGCCUACUACAGUGGCUAUUUGCUUUGGGGUAGUUGUUUUGGAGAUAAUGUGCGGGAAGAAAGCUCUUGAUCUAUCCUCAGAAUCACCUCGAGCAAUUUUAAUCACAGAUUGGGCUUGGUCACUGGUGAAAGCGGGGAAAUUAGAAUCAGUAUUGGAUGCUUCACUUUUGAAAGAUGGAGAUUCAUCAAAUGCAAAUCCGAAACUCAUAAUGGAAAGAUUUGUACUUGUUGGUAUUCUGUGUGCUCAUGUUAUGGUGGCCUUACGGCCGACCAUUUUGGAUGCGUUGAAAAUGUUGGAAGGAGACAUUGAGGUUCCUACAAUUCCCGAUAGGCCAACACCCCUUGGACAUCCUUCAUUUUUUGGUGGCGAGGGUAACACUUUUAGCAUAUCUCCUGCAUUGAGCGGGUUGCAGUUAUAUUCUGUAGAUAUGCUUAGGUGA
Molecule: messenger RNA, 1332 nt
Organism: Fraxinus pennsylvanica
Lineage: Eukaryota; Viridiplantae; Streptophyta; Magnoliopsida; Lamiales; Oleaceae
Source: the annotation of a GenBank genome assembly